UCUUUGGUACACGAAAAAUCAGUCCCGAACACGCGUGAGAUCGACGUUCCCCUUUUCCCCAGUUCGUACAGGUAUCCCAUGGAUACGACCACACACGUGCACUUUGCACUAUCAACUUUCCAAAUUCUCUGGUUCAUGGACCGGAGUAGAAUACGAUCUGUAUACGAGAACCGGCCCCCGAAGAAGCUUAUUUGGCUGAAUAUGCGGGGGCGAAACCCCACACACCAACCAUAUCGCAUGGAACCUUGCUUUUCAGCGACCAGCAACUUGUUUCCAGUUCACGCUCAUAUGCGUGUAAGACGAACUGCUGAUUCUGGUUGCGAGCAUAGCCUCAGUUUGCAGAUAUUGAUUAUCGAGAGAUGCAGGAUACGGUAUCGAGUAGCGACUGGCAAUGUUUGAACCUUGACUCAGGUCCGUGAUUUCUUGGAUUGGCUAGGCACACAUGGAGUGCAUUUCAUCGAUCAUUGUAUAAUUACGUCCAAUAAUAUGUAUCGCAGUGAUCAAUGCUAUUAACUGGUAGAGCCCCGAGACUCACUUUACGCUGUUUAGCACUCAACAGUCCCAUCUUGUCUUCCAUCUCAAGGAUGGCGUACUACCUCGGUGUACCGUCACCGGCUACGAUCAUAGGAACCCUCACCUCCCUACUGAUCCUAGAUAUCCUCGCAGUAGCGCUACGCUUCGUAGUUCGAAAAAGCCGCAAACAGCGUCUCCAAGCAGACGAUUGGCUGACAAUCCCCGCACUCAUCGUGACAAUCGGGAUGUCCACCAACUUAUUUUGGGGCGUCCGCACGCGGAAAUUAGGAUACCCAAUCCACACAACACUAGAUAACAUGGCGCCGGGCGUCCCAACCCGCAAGCACGACUACGCAGCCGUGACACUAGCACCCGCAGCGCUAUCCCUCAUCAAAGCGAGUUGUCUCUGUCUCUACCGCCGGCAUUUCGUCGUCGACAAAACCAACCCACGCGACCUCCGCAAUCUCUUCUUCGCCUUCUCAAUCACCGUCAUAAGCCUCUGGGGCGCUAGCUUAACCUUGACAUACGUGUUCGCGUGUGGGGUUAGAUGGGAGCUUAUUUCUGCUCCGCCGUGGGAGACGUAUGGACAUUGCAUUGAUCCGAUGAAGUUGGGGUAUUUUUUCAUGUACUCUGAUUUCGUGACUGAUGUGCUGGUUGUUAUUAUACCGAUCCCAUUCGUUUGGAGAAUGCGGUUGAGCUGGCGGACUAAAUGCGCGGUUCUAUGUGUGUUCUUGCUGGGUGCUUUCACAACUGUCUGUUCGCUUCUGAGAAUGCUAUUCAUGUUGUGGUCAUUCGAGGUUGGCAUAGAUCCUACAUUGGAUGAAGGGCUCAUGACAACGGUAGCAGAUUACUGGUUCACUGUCGAAGCGCAUGUCGGACUACUUGCCGCAUGCCUCCCUACUCUCCCAGGGCUUUUCAAAGGCACUAAACUUGGAAGCUCGUUCAAGAGUUGGUGGUCCUCUAGCACCGGAGCUUCUCGCGGAUUGAAGUCUGGUAAGUCUGGUGGUAUUCCGGGAAUAGAUAGCGAGAAGUCGGUCGCUUUCAUCAAUGAGGAUAUACUACGUGAGGAUUGA
Periconia digitata is the source of this 1586-nucleotide messenger RNA. The record is from the annotation of a GenBank genome assembly. Lineage: Eukaryota; Fungi; Ascomycota; Dothideomycetes; Pleosporales; Periconiaceae.